Molecule: messenger RNA, 1902 nt
Organism: Penicillium lagena
Lineage: Eukaryota; Fungi; Ascomycota; Eurotiomycetes; Eurotiales; Aspergillaceae
Product: putative ubiquitin C-terminal hydrolase
Exons: 1
Coding region: 1-1902 (633 amino acids)
Biological process (GO): protein deubiquitination
Cellular component (GO): cytosol; nucleus
Molecular function (GO): cysteine-type deubiquitinase activity; cysteine-type endopeptidase activity
Source: RefSeq, a predicted model, not a curated record
AUGCAGGAAAAACCGGGUGCGGUCGCCGCUUACGCCGCGGGGGCUUCACUCGCCGCGAUCGCCCUGUUCUACGUGUUCAGCCCCAACUACACGAUCGAUGGAGACGAGUCCAACAGCACCAACCGCAAAAAGAGCAUCGUGGGCCUGUCAAAUCUGGCCAAUGACUGCUUCAUUAAUUCCGUGCUGCAGGCGCUGGCCGGACUGGGGGAUCUUCGAGUCUAUUUAAUCCGAGAGCUGCACCGGCGCGAGCUCGAUGGACCUGAGAUCUACCAGUCUGUACCGAGUCGAGACGAACUUGAGCGUGGCCAGCGGCCGGAUAAACUGCGGGAGCUACAACAGGGAAGCGUUACGCGGGCACUCAAGGACAUGCUGGACCGGUUGAACGAGCGCCCAAUCUACAAAAAGACUAUCACCGCGCGAUCGUUCAUACAAUCGCUGGAGUAUGCGUUUCGGACGCGCAUCAAUCGCAACCAACAGGAUGCGCAAGAGUUCUUGCAAAUUGUCUUGGAGAGGCUCUGCGAUGAGUAUCAUGCUGGUGCGCGGGCACGGCAACGCAUGCUCGGUCCUGUCGACCCGCCUGCAGGUUCAGGUGCGGCGGAGGCUCAAGACAGUCCGGCGGAGGUGGAGGUGCGCAUUGAUGACGGGUCUGCAAAUGGAUUGCCCGCGAUUAUCGAUACCAAAUUGAAGGAGAUCGAUCAAGAGCCCGGAUUCCCGUUGGAGGGCAAGCUGGAGUCGCAGAUUGAAUGCCAGUUCUGCCACUACCAGUACAAACCGAACCAAACCACCUUUGUCAAUUUGACGCUCCAAGUGCCACAAAAGAGCUCGGCGACGCUCAACUCAUGCUUUGACGGCCUACUCAAGACCGAGUAUAUAGAUGACUUCCGGUGUGACCGAUGUCGCCUACAGCAUGCGGUGGAGCUCAAAACUCAGGAGCGAACCCGAGCACGCACAAAGAGCGACCAGGAACACCUGGACUGGGAGAUCACGCGGAUCCGGGAGGCGUUGGAGACAGACCCCGAGGGACCGCUGGAAGGAGUCACGCUGCCGCCGUCGGAGCAGGCCCCGAAACGGAAAAUUGCUCGACAUAUGCGCAUCACGGCAUUCCCCAAGGUCAUCGCCAUCCACCUGUCCCGGUCCAUCUUCGAUCGGAGCUCCUCGUCCAAGAACGCGGCCAAGGUUUCCUUCCCCGAGCGGCUUCCGUUGGGUGGGAUCUUAAAUCAAACCUGGUACAAGCUCCUGGCCAUUGUCUGCCACAAGGGCAGCCAUAACAGCGGCCACUACGAAUCCUUCCGGCGCAACCACCUGUACGCGCCCUUCUCCACCCCCGAGGCGUUCAGCUCGUACGCACAGAGCCGCGUGGCGAGUGCGAACCCCUCGGAAGCACCUAGUCCACGACUUGCACCGCGUAGCGUCCCAGACGUCGACCUGUUAGGCGGCGGCGGUGGGGAGGAGGGCGGCAGCAGCAGCAUCUCAACCGCGACCUCGUCGACCUCACUUUCCGGCGCAUCAAUACCGUCCACGCAGCUAACCCCUCCAUUACCGCGACCCACGACGGCCAGCUCGCCCCGAUCCUUCCAGAGCACGCACUCCCGCUCCUCCGUGUCGCAGCAGACCGUGUCGCCCGGCUCCGACAGUAACAGUCCCACGACCGACCACGGCCGCUGGAGCAGCUCGCCGCGCCCGUCUACUGCCCGCACUAUCUCCCGCUCAUCCCCGGACACGCCGACGGGGGUUGGCUCACGCCUCCGCCGGCGCCGCAAGCCGAAUGAUCGCUGGUGGCGCAUUUCGGACGAGAAGAUCAAAGAGUGCAAGACCUCCGAUGUGCUGGGCAUGCAGCGCGAGGUGUAUCUGUUGUUCUACGAGAUGGACAGGCCCGAUCCGGGCCUCGCGGGGCUCGAGUGA